GAAGCGGGAGCAGAAGGCGGUGGCGUCGGAGAACCGGCGUCGUGGAAUGUCCCUGUGCUCCGCCUUGCCUCCCGAAGUGGAGAUGAGCCACAGCCAAGGCGAAGAACGCCUCUCUUGAAGACUCCGGAGCCAGGAUGGUGUACCUGCAGCAGCCUUUACCUCUGGUUGUGGUGGCGCAGAGUUUCUUCCUCCCGCUCAUAUUCUGUGAUGCUAAGCAAAUCAUCCAGGCCACAGACUUCCUGGACUGGGAGGAUAAAGAAGCUACAGACACAUUGGUUGCUAAUGUAGUCCAUUCACAGAUCAUCAAUCCUUUACGCCUUUUUGUGAAGCCUUCUCCAGCAAUGAAACAUGGGCAGAUGUCAUAUUCAGACAACACAGAGAACUUUUGGGAUUGGUUAUCCAAUAUCACUGAAGUUCAGGAAUCUCUUGCACGAACUAAACGCAGACCAAUUGUAAAAACUGGAAAAUUCAAAAAAAUGUUUGGAUGGGGCGACUUUCAUUCUAACAUCAAAACUGUGAAGUUGAAUCUUCUGAUAACAGGGAAGAUUGUUGAUCAUGGCAAUGGAACCUUUAGUGUUUAUUUCCGGCACAAUUCAACAGGCCUUGGAAAUGUUUCUGUGAGCCUGGUGCCACCUUCCAAGGUGGUGGAGUUUGAAUCUUCCCCUCAAUCAACUCUAGAGACUAAGGAAUCAAAGUCUUUCAACUGUCGAAUUGAGUAUGAGAAAACAGAUAGGGCUAAGAAAACUGCAUUGUGUAACUUUGACCCUUCAAAAAUCUGCUACCAGGAGCAGACCCAAAGCCAUGUGUCCUGGUUAUGUUCUAAACCAUUUAAGGUCAUCUGUAUUUACAUUGCUUUCUACAGUGUUGAUUACAAACUAGUGCAGAAGGUCUGCCCUGAUUACAACUACCACAGUGAGACACCAUAUUUAUCCUCUGGAUGAUGUACUCUGUCUUCUUCAAUGACUGUUAAAUCAGAAAAAAAAAAUAUAUCUGAAAUUCUAGUUUUAAAUUUCUUAAGACAUUGUUCCUAAUCAGGUUAACUAAGCAGCUUUCUUCUCCCUAAAGGAAAAUUAUCAUUUGUGGACUGGUUCACUCAAGCAUGUUCUUCCCUUGAUGACUAGAAUAUCAAGUAGCAACUUGCAUAUGUCAGUGAACCAUCAUGAUCAAGCACGAAUCAUGAUCAACCAUCAUGAUCAAGCAUGAUCAAGAACAUGUAUAGCAUGUUCAUAAGACUUCUGACCAAAAUCUCUGGCCAUGCAGUUGUGAUUCCAUGAUGAAUCACUGAAUGGGUGAACCAGCCUGAAGUUUUUGCUGUUACCAUAAAUAUUUCAAUAUCCAAAAAUCAAAAUAUCAUUUUUUUCACAAUACAGUAUUUGUAUUUAAUUUCUGAUUGUGUCUGAUCUAUCAAAUAUUAAUAAUAUAUAGUUAAGUACAAAAAGCCAAAUUCUUUGCAAGGAAGAGACACAGAUGAUCUUUUACGAAGGCUUGCUGCAACAGCAGAUUUAGCUGGUAGUAUAGGAGGAAACAUUCUUCGUUAGCAUUUCAGGAAUAUUAAACUGUCACUGCCAGCAGAUUUGUCAAAGGUAAUAUUCAGACCCUCUAACAAUCAGAGAUGUUAUUAAAAUGGGUUCUGAAAGUAGUUAAACUUCUUUAUGAGAUUAGGGAGAAACAUUAAUAGAAAGAAAUGUCUCACAUGUGCUGCCAUGAAUUUUGCUUAAAACUUAGGCAAAAAUUCUGUAGGAAUUUAAAAUUAGAAGAAUUUCUAUGAGAUUUGCAUAAUCUGUUCGUGAAUGAAUCAUUCACAAGCAAUAUUACUUGCUUAUUAAAUACUUAAAACCAUUUUAGCUAGAAUCUGACAGAACUGUGCCCUUUAUGUAAGAAUUGGGUAGAUCAGUUGCACACCUCUAAAGCCAUGUUUAAUCUAUUACUAAAGUUUGUGUUGUAAUAGGAGCAGAGAUUAGGACGCAGAACUGGAUACAUGUUACAUGGAUAUGUUGCCCACUAUACAGAUUUAUAGACAGUGCCAUUCUUCAUUCUGUCAGUGAAAAUCAGUAAACACAGGAAUUUUUUCUUCAAGAUCAGUGGGCAGAACAAACAUAUAGUUUGACAGAACUAAAUUCUAUUAAACACCCAUUUAAUGCAAAAAAUGAGAAAUGUUUUCCGUAUUUAAACUGGUUUAUCCUUAAAGUCUAUUCAUGUAAUUCAGAAAUUGGGGUGUCUACCAAUUUUGCCAUUGUGAAAGCAUAUUAAAAGUAAAAUCACAAGGGCUCUAAAGAAGACUGUUUUCAUUAAAUGCAGUAAGCUACAACAUUGAUUUCAGUGAGACAAUGAAGCAGUGGAUGAUCAUCUCCCUGUAUGCAGUGGAAUCAUGUUCACAUUCAAAUGGACUCAGCUUUUUAGUAUCAUGAACAGUUGCCAGGACUAUUAUAGAAAAACUCUUGAAGAAGAAACCUAAUGUAACUAUAUAAUGAGAUUUUUACCACCUUGCUUUAAUUGACUAAAAUUCCAGAGUUUGUAUAUUUAAUUUUUCAAAGCAGGGUAUGAUUCCCUUAUGUAAAUACUUAUAUUAUGUUUUCCUUCUGAUAUGAAUUAAUUGGCUGCAUACAGGUGGUUCCCAGGUGAUCUAGGCACUAACUCAGCUCAGACCUGAUAUGCUUCAACAAGGAGAUAGUGUCAUCUCCAUCAUCCAAACACACUUUUUAACAAUUUGUUAAAAUAUUACAAAGAAUUAUUAUUAUUGCCUAGGAGAAAAUUCAGUUAUAUCCAUCUGCUUUUUUCCAGCGGCAGAAAUAGAUUCUCUUUCCCCCUUGCAUCUACUCAUUCACAAAUCUGUUCCACAUUUUCUGGAACAUAUUUGAAGAAAGAGGAGAGGAAAAAGAAGACCCCAUAUGCAUGUAGGAUGUCAUUCCCACUAACCAUUGUACUUCUGAGAACCAGAAUAAAAUAUUCUCGUUCCCAAGAGAAAUCAAAAGAGGCAUAUAAACUCUGACAUCUUUGUGCAUUUUGGGAUUGUUACAUGGAAUUAAUGAUACAUCACCCAAGUAUUUAUACAGCAGAUUCUAGCAUGUCUACCUAUAGAAAGAGAUAAGGGUUAUUCACUCUUGCAACAAAAGUGAUAACCAAACAAUUCUCACAUUGCAUGAAAUCCCACUCAGCUACUUUUGGGAUUCAAAGGUCUUCUGUGCAUAGAAUAUAGGAUAUAUAUUCUAUAUAGAAUUCUAUAUAGAAUUACUCUAUUGGGUGCAUACACAGGCAAACAGCUCCAUUUUAUUAUCCUGUGAAUAGAAUGCAUUUCUGAACAAUGAAUAACAAUCUAGCAACUCAGUAAUGAUACUCAAUGCAUUUACUAUCAUAUUUGAGGGAUAAGAUUAAAGACUCAAAUAGCUUUUGGAAUAAAUCUGUGAUAGCAGUGGUAUCUGCACUCAAAAUAUGUAAUAUGAGCUUUCUGUUUGUGAAGGGGAAGAAAAAACCUCUUUGCCCAAAAAGACAAGGACCAGAAAGGAGAGAAAAUAGCUGGCUUCUGAUAAUGUAAGGACCAGAUCAUUAGAUUUGUUUUUGUUACAAUCAGCCAUUUUAGAAGGGGCAAAUUGAAGUGUCAUUUGGCAUAUAGUGAGAAACUAUCCCAUCCCAUGUUAUUCAGUAUUAAUAAUAUUAGCAGCUACCUCACCUACAUGUCUGACACAGACUGCUUUCUGACCAGAAUUUAACCUGGGGAAAACUGGCAGGGUCAACUUUCCAUGAUUCCAACAAGCUGGAGCUCCGGUUCAGAUUCACAUCCCAUCCAGUAUAUCCCAGGCAUCUAUCUAUCUACUUGGUUCCUAUUUCCACCCAUACUGUUUGGCAGGAAAAGUAUGGCCAAUAUCAUUUAAUUAAAAGAAAGAAAUGGUCUUAGAAAUUAAGAGUUUGGAAACAUGUAUGUUUUUAUUUACGUGGCCAUAAUCCAGAACCUGAACCUAUUUCCCUACUGUUAUUUUGUCUGUUGAAAAGAGUUUUGCCAAAUUAACUCCGCCCCCCGCAGUUCUUUCUUUUUAAAUAAAUCACUAAAAUUCUAGUUCACAUUUGUAUCAUGUGGCCUAGAUCUGGCUGUAUAUAAGCUAGGAUUUCUUGCUAAAAUUUAUGAGUUCAAUAUUGGGUGAUUUUUGUAAUUUAGUCGUAAGCUGUUAUUUUUGGACAUGUAUUUUUACCCAAUUCUGUAGCCACUUUAAAUACAAAUGAAAUUGUUUAUUGUAGAGUAU
Messenger RNA from Python bivittatus (Burmese python), 4235 nucleotides. RefSeq names its product neurexophilin 2 (gene NXPH2). NCBI's taxonomy places the organism in Eukaryota, Metazoa, Chordata, Lepidosauria, Squamata, Pythonidae. The record is from RefSeq and is a predicted model, not a curated record. Gene Ontology annotation, molecular function: signaling receptor binding.